CUCUUUCUCCUUCUUUAUUGCUUCUCGCCAAACCUGCGGCUUCCUCUCUUUCUCUACCCCUCCCCCUUGGUCGUGACAUAAUGGACCGGCGGAGUUUUACCGUUAUCAUUGCGGCGGUGGUGCUCAGACUGGCUAUGUUUAUGGCGUUUCCCUCACUGCCGGAUCUACUGACCAAUCGUGUGGAACUGUCUACGCCUGUAACGAGCUUUAAACGGUUGCAGGAGGGUUUGUUCUUGUAUACCCAUGGAUUGUCACCUUACGAUGGGGGGGUUUUUCACCAGGUUUUUACCUUUCCACCUCUUGGGGGGGCUUCUGCUGACAGCGCUGUUGUAGGCCCCAUUACUGCUAGCGUUCUUCACUACACUCCCGUCGAACCCGAUCGUCGUAUACCUCGUCUACAUACUCUCAGAUGUGCUCUCGGCAUACUCACUCAUACAAAUUGCCACCUCGGGGGUGAGCGUUUCGACACCCUAUCACACCUCAUCCAGGAAAUCUUCAGCUUGGCCGCCAUGGGCUGUCGCCGCAGCGUUCCUGUUCAACCCGUUCUCUAUCGCAACCUGUAUCGCUCGUCCGACAAUCGUGUUCACAAAUACUGUGAUUCUGACGGCUAUUGCAAAGGGGGUUCAAGGGCAGGGUGUUGCCGCUGUGUUAGCUCUCGCAAUGGCCUCGUACUUGUCACUUUACCCCGUGCUAUUGCUCCCGCCGAUGGUCCUGUUAGCGUACGACACCCUGCCAGCGGUUAAGAAGAAGGAGUGCUCUCUAGGGAGCUUUGCCGCCGUGUUGACUUCCGUGUUUACCUUUGCGGCGGCGGGACUCGGCGCGUUGUCAUGGGGGAUCACGGGCGGGAGUUGGGAGUUUCUGGCAUCGACGUAUGGGGUGCAUCUGCUGCUGCCGGAUCUGACGCCGAAUGUGGGGCUUUGGUGGUACUUUUUUAUCGAGAUGUUUGAUUCGUUCCGGGAGUUCUUUUUGUGUGUCUUCCAGUUGCAUUUGGCAGUUUAUCUGGCGGGGUUGUGCUUGCGGUUGAGGUCCGUUAUUCUUGUUUCCUGAAAGCUCCGUCGUCGGUAUCCUAAUUUGGGUAAUAGGAAACAACCGCUAUUUGUGAUUACAACCUUGUUGGGCAUAAGCUCCAUUUUCAAGUCGUAUCCUUCCAUUGGGGAUACUGCGUUAUACCUUUCUUUGCUGUCGCUGUAUAGACAUAUAUUCCCAUGUAUGUCUUUUCUCCCCUCCUCCCUCUUACAUUCCGAUGCUGAUACGGAGCAGUGAUGCGCUACACUUUUUUUGUCACCUCCACACUCCUCUACGCCACCCUUUUGGGCCCCGCGUUUUAUCAUUUAUGGAUAUACGCCGGCUCUGGCAACGCGAACUUCUUUUACGCAAUCACCUUGGUGUGGAGUCUUGCGGUCACGGUCCUUGUCUCGGAUGCUAUCUUUGCCGUGCUGCGGGAUGAGUGGGAGACUGAGAGGCCGGAGAUGAAGGGGAAGGAGAUUGUGCAGAUAUAAUGGGAGGCGGGGGUUGCUUUGGUAGGGCGUUUUUGGGUGGGAUUGGAUUGGAUGGGAUGGGAUGGGAUUUGUUGUAGCUAUAGAAGUACAUAAUAAGAUCAUAUGACACGGUG
This is a messenger RNA of Tuber aestivum (summer truffle), 1612 nucleotides long. The record is from the annotation of a GenBank genome assembly. NCBI's taxonomy places the organism in Eukaryota, Fungi, Ascomycota, Pezizomycetes, Pezizales, Tuberaceae.